CCCGACCGGCAGAGCUUCGCUGCCGUGCUAGGGUCUCCGCUGGUCAGCCUGAGGGUCUGGUCUUACGGCUUCUCUGGGGUCGGCAUCGUCACCAUGCUCCUGGGGUUCCUGGGGUGCCUGGGGGCCCUCAAGGAGGGCAAGGUCAUGCUGGGGCUGUAUUUUGGCCUCCUGCUGCUGCUCUUCGCUGCCCAGAUCACGGUGGCCAUCAUCGUCUACACGCAGCGUGCCACUCUGGCUACAAAGGUGGCCACCUACGCAGAGGAGCUGAUCCGGGGGUACCCGGCCCAGGGACCACCUGGGGACCCCCACGAGAGCUGGGAUGCUGUCCAGCAGCAGCUCGGCUGCUGUGGCUGGAAAAGACCCCAGGACUGGGACCAGCUCGAUGACACCACCACGGACAGGUACGGGGACAGGGCCAUCGCCUGCUCCUGCCUCAGGGCACCCAACGGCACCCACAAGAACCCAUGGAUGCUCCCCCACGGCCGCUGCCCCAUGGCUGCCCCCGAGGACAUCUUCCCCAGGGGCUGCAAGGAGAGCGUCCAGACCUGGCUGGCUGGAAACCUGGUCACCAUCGUGGGGGUUUGCAUAGGCAUCGGCCUGGGGGAGCUCUGCCUGCUGAUGCUGUCGAUGUUCCUGGUCCGGAACCUGGACUCCCACUACGAGAAACUGCUGCGGGGGCUCUGAGGGGGCCAGGGUGCUGUGGGGGGAAGCGCGGAGGGCUUUGUCCUUCAAUAAAAGCCGUUGGGAAGCAGCGGAACCGA
This is a messenger RNA of Ficedula albicollis (Collared flycatcher), 761 nucleotides long. Its product is annotated as leukocyte antigen CD37-like. The record is from RefSeq and is a predicted model, not a curated record. Gene Ontology annotation, cellular component: membrane. The annotation marks the transcript as partial. Lineage: Eukaryota; Metazoa; Chordata; Aves; Passeriformes; Muscicapidae. The transcript is spliced from 7 exons.